UCUGUUAGUGUGUGUAUCUCAGUAGGUGUUCUCAGCAUGGAAACAUCCCUGAACAGAGUCUCCUUCUAAUAAUACCCAUCUGAACUAUAAAGGAUGGCAGUGCAGCAUAGCCUGGACCACUACUACAGACAGACGGAGGGUACACAGGACCUUUCUCCAACCCUGCUGUCAUCUGAGCUCUGGACACCCCAACAGACUCCUCAAAGACUAACAGUGUCACCUGAAAGAUAUUGUGAAUAUCGUUUAUCCACGCCUGUGGUAUUAAGACUUCCAUGGGGCAGAGAAAGAGAAUAUGGAGGAAUCGGAGCUGUUUCCCUCCCUUCUGAUCACCAACCAAAGACCUCUCCUCCACGAGAGGCAAAGGGACACAAGCACUAUGGAUAUGGAGGAGAACCCUGGCCAAGUGGUCUCUCGAUACCGCAGUACUAUGACUCGACAAAGCUGAAGAAAAGCGCAGUUCGUGAAAGUGAUGAUCUGUAUCCAAAGCCUCCUGCUGCUUAUCUCAGUGGGAAACAAAUACAAGCUGAUUUCCCAGCAAACCAUCCAUACCAUUCCCACAUAUCUAAGUUUGAUGUGUUCCCAAGCUUCAGACCAGCAGAUGAACCUGAGCGCUGCACUACUCCACUCCACCCGCAGACACCAGCAUCUGGACACCCUGCAAUCGUUCUAAAGAAAACUAAAGGCAAUCCAUACAGGCAUGAAGUCAUUUCUAUUCCUUCACAGUCACAAAAGGUGGCAUUGACAUGGCCAGGACAGGAAGGCUUCUCUCAUUUACCAAAAUUCCAUAAUGAAAAUAACCAGACCUACUACCCAAGUCCCCCGAAGACUGUGGCCCCUAAUCCACUGUACAAGACAUAUGAAGAAACACCAUCUGAAAGGACAAUCAAUUUACAAAGAAAUGCAAUCAAAGCUCAGUGGUUAACAACAUACAAGCGCAGCUUUACAGAUCACGGUGAAAUGAACCCACUACAACUUGAUGAUUAUUAUGAGAAGGUAAUCGGAAAAAUAACAGGAAAAACAGAUGAAAACACAGAAAUGAAGCCAACAUUCUUAUCGACUGUCCUUCAGGCACGACCAAUCCUGGGACGCAUUUCCCGUUUAAGAGAAGGUCGUCGGACUCUUGAGAAAGCGGAGAACCCUGAAAGUAAAGCAGUAAAAUAUAAACCCAGAUCAAAUGAUGAGAUGAAGACAGCUGCACAUGCAUCUUGUGCCUCUGACACUGCUGGUAACAGUGUGGAUACCUAUCACACAAAUAAGGAGAACACAGAGUACUCAUCCACAACACAGAAACAUAAGAACCCUGAUUUACACAAAAUUACAGACACUGAAAAGACAGAUGCUUUGUACAGAAGGCAGCUUACACCCGUACCAACUCAUUAUGAUUCACAGUAUAAACCAGUCCAGGAAGAGUUACCAGCUGGACAGGAUCCAUAUAUUGUCUUUGAGAGCUCUCAGCUCAGCAAACCAUUCCUAAAAAGGUGUUCCACAAGUCAGGAGGCUUGUUCUAUAAAACCACAAGAUACCUGUAGUGUACCAAGGCACUAUAUUCACCAGAACACAUUAAGAGCACAAAGUGCCAUUCAUAGAUCUGGGAAGACUUUGCCCCAUGCGACUCUACUUGCUCUCCAAGACUCCUACACAAGGUCUGAAGCUCAUAAAACACUCCAGCAGAACUUCCCAGAAAAGACAAAAGAUCUAAGGGAAAAUUGCUAUUCUGGAAGGAAGCACAAGUUUUAUGGGUUCCAUUCCUUUUAUUUCCACAAUUAA
Nanorana parkeri is the source of this 1767-nucleotide messenger RNA. It is a transcript of the gene SPMIP4, whose product is annotated as chromosome unknown C7orf31 homolog. The coding region runs from base 94 to 1767 and encodes 557 amino acids. The transcript is spliced from 9 exons. Gene Ontology annotation, cellular component: centrosome. Lineage: Eukaryota; Metazoa; Chordata; Amphibia; Anura; Dicroglossidae. The record is from RefSeq and is a predicted model, not a curated record.